Messenger RNA from Heterobasidion irregulare TC 32-1, 1404 nucleotides. RefSeq lists its product as uncharacterized. Bases 1 to 1404 code for a protein of 467 amino acids. The transcript has 6 exons. Lineage: Eukaryota; Fungi; Basidiomycota; Agaricomycetes; Russulales; Bondarzewiaceae. The record is from RefSeq and is a predicted model, not a curated record.
AUGGGGUGGUAUUUGAGGCGGGCACGAUUUCGCGGUGGACAUUUCGCCGGACAAGGAGUCGGCUAUACGACCCGCGGAGCUGGACGAGGCGCAAGAGGCGAAAAGCUGACGUUGGAGGAGAAGGGCGGUGAGUUGGACACAGCAACAAGCCGCCCGCGUGUUGCCGGCGUCGGUGCCGGCUAUGCACCCCGACACGGCGGUCGCGUCUCCGGCGGAUGUUCCCCCGACGGUGGGAUUGACGGCUCGACUGCCACUCAGCAAUACGCAGCUUUCGCUCGCGCCGUCGAUCUCUCUCCCAAUCUAAUAAACAGGAUCGCCCGCUCUACGCACGCACUACGCACGACACGCCACCCAGCACCGCAUGACCCCACCUUCCGUCCCGCGUGCGUCCCCCGCCGCUCCCCAGCGCCACCCUCUUCCUCUGUCUUUACAGCUUUGGCCUUCUGCGAUCCCUCCGGAUUCGUCUCCGAGUCCCCAACAAACACGCGCGUCUCCAGCCUCUUCCUCUUCCUGAUCGCCCGAUUUGCUAUCCGCUCACGCGAGCAGGGACCGGUCCGUCUCCCGACCGUGCUCGUGAUCUCCAAACUUCACGCUCUGUACACGACUCCGAAACCGCACACGCACCUUGCCACGUUCGAGGUGACCAGGUCAGGCCUCCUCAGCACGAUACCGGCAACUGCCGGCCACGAGGCCGCUUGCGGUGGUGUCGACACUUGUACUGACGCUGUUUGUAACCUGGUCGCUUGCGCCUCAUUCACCCAUACACCCAUCACCCAACCUGCUGCGUCUCCCUGCGCCACUGCACACUGCGCACCCACGCUCACGCUCAUCUCCCUCCACUAUCUCCCCCCCAUCGUCGUCAUGCAACUCAACAUCGAAUGGAACGGGGACGACCCCCGAAGACGCCGCCCCAAGCCGUCCACGGUGCACGGCUGGCUCUGCAAGAUGCGCGGCACGAUCAUCGGGAACGAGCGCAUGCGCCAGCAAGGCCGCCGCGAGAUGCAGGAGGCGCGCGCCGCCCGCACGAGCUCGAAGCGCCCCCGCCCCAAGGCGACGCAGUCGAAGCCCAUCCUCUCUUUCCUCAUAGGCGGCGGCGGAGGGAAGCCGCCGGCCAGGUCGAGGCAGAAGCAGAAGCAGAAGCAGAAGAUGCGGCACGCGCAGGGCCCGUCGUCGCGCGCGCUCGUCCCGUAUGCGCAUCGAGGCGCGCGCCCCCCACCGCCGCCUCCACGGGGCAGUGGGCGGGGCGAUCGAUCGAGACCAGUGCCGUCUCGUGAGAAGAGUGGCCGGAGCGCGGGCGCGGGAGCGAGGCACGCUGCAGCGAGGGAGCCGCAGAGGCACAGGAGCCAGACGGCCCCGAAGCGCGAUGCGCACGCCAGUGCGAGGAGGACAGGUGGUAGACGCUGA